Molecule: messenger RNA, 2384 nt
Organism: Musa acuminata AAA Group (dessert banana)
Lineage: Eukaryota; Viridiplantae; Streptophyta; Magnoliopsida; Zingiberales; Musaceae
Product: eukaryotic translation initiation factor-like
Exons: 2
Coding region: 517-2295 (592 amino acids)
Cellular component (GO): eukaryotic translation initiation factor 4F complex
Molecular function (GO): translation initiation factor activity; protein binding; mRNA binding
Source: RefSeq, a predicted model, not a curated record
UGGCGCACGUCACGCAUCGGUCUAUCAUACUGUAACCUUCGUCCUCUCCUUUCCUUGCGGUGCAAGAAAACCCUGAUCGCUUGCUGUCGCCGAUAAGUAUCUCGACGCCCACCUUUCCUCUUUCUCUCGUGUAGCGCUGUUGAUUACCCUCGCUCUGGUCGCGACAUCCCACCGUGGGGAAUCGCCCCCUUCGAGCUCUUAGGUGAGCGAUCGGAUGCCUCUUCACUCUCUGAUUGCCCCUCACUGACAAGAAAUUUCUUCUCCGAUCGCCUGCGGAAUCCGUGGGCAAGGUUGAAGCUUCAGGGCUUGAUCUGGCGGAGGUCGAAAUCUCUUCUUCUUCUUUCAGAUGUGACCCAGUCGUCGAUUAGGCAGGCAAAUCCGACCAGCUUCCAUGAUGUUUCUUCUUCUUCCUCGGUGCUGCUUCCCUCGUUGUUAACGAAGCGAAGCUUCAAGCGAUCGGGUGAUAGUCACGGUGGUCGAUCCUACAAUCGCGAGUUCUGAAGCAAGUAGUGCACCAUGGAUGAUGAAAAAUGCAUGGCGCAGGGUAGUCCUGAUGCGGACUGGUCGGGGCCUGAAACUGGUUCGCAACAAGGUUUAUUGCCCUCUCCCUCUCCCUCUCCCCAAACACCUUGGCAGGUCAUGCACAAAGCCGAGAACAAGUAUGAAGUCGGCAAAAUUGCUGAUAAGGAAGAGGCGAAACAAAGGCGAGUGAGAGCCAUCCUUAACAAAUUGACACCUCGAAAUUUUAGAAGACUCUUUGCCCAGAUCAGAGGUGUUAACAUCGACAACGCACUCACUCUUGCCGGUGCCGUCUCACAGAUCUUUAACAAAGCUCUGAUGGAACCAACCUUUUGUGAAGUGUAUGCCACCUUCUGCCUUCAUCUUGCUGAUGUACUACCUAGGUUUAGCGAAGGGAUUACGUUUAAGAGACUGCUCGUGAACAAAUGCCAAGAGGAAUUCGAAAGAAGGGAGCGGGAAGAAGCCGAAGGUCACAAAGUUGAGAUGCAGCAGUCUGAGGCGGAAAAGGAAGAGUGGAGGCUUCUUGCUCGCAUGCGUAGACUUGGUAAUGUUCGGUUGAUCGGGGAAUUGUACAAACAGAGGAUGCUGACCGAGAGAAUCAUGCAUGAGUGCAUCAAGAAGCUGUUGGGGCAGCAUCGUGAUCCCGACGAGGAAGAUGCUGAAGCAUUGUGUGAGUUGAUGAGUACCAUAGGUGAGACGAUCGACCACCCGAAAGCAAAGGAGCAUAUGGAUGCAUAUUUUGAUACGAUGACAGCCUUAUCAACAAAUCGGAAGUUGUCGUCGCGAGUUCGAUUCAAGCUGAGAGAUGCAAUUGAUCUUAGAAAGAACAAAUGGCAGCAUACGAGGAUCAAGGAGCCAUCAGGUGUUCCUUGGGCGCGCCGUCGCAUGGUUGGCACUAUGCAUGGUGGAAAAUGCACGGCGUGGCGGCGACAUGCGCCUGGCGUCCCUCGAACGCGUUGGCAGGUCAAGCACAAAGCUGAGACGAAGUAUGAAGUAGGCGGAAUGACCGAUGACGAAGAGGCGAAGCAAAGACGACUAAGAGCCAUCCUCGAGAAACUGACACCUCAAAAUUUUGAAGAACUCUUUGUGCAGGUUGAGGAGAUCAACAUCGACAAUGCGGUCACUCUUACUGGUGUCGUCUCGCAGAUCUUUGACAGAGCCUCGAUGGAACCAGCCUUGUGUGAAAUGUAUGCUGGUCUCUGUUCUCGUCUCGCCGGCGUGCUGCCUGAUUUCAACGAAAUGGAUGAACGUAUUACCUUCAAAAGACUUCUUCUGAACAAAUGUCAAGAGGACUUUGAAAGAGGGGAGAGAGAACAGCAUGAAACAAACAAAGCUGAAGGUAAUGUUCGGUUGCUCGGGGAAUUGUACAAAAAGAAGAUGUUGACGGAGAGAAUCAUGCAUGAGUGCAUCAAGAAGUUGCUGGGGCAGCAUCAGAAUCCUGCGGAGGAAGAUGUCGAAGCAUUGUGCGGAUUGCUGGGUGUGAUUGGGAAGACGAUAGACCACCCGAAGGUCAAGGAGCAUAUGGAUGCAUAUUUCGACAUGAUGGCAAAGCUAUCGACCGAUCAGAAGCUGUCUUCACGGACUAGAUUUAUGCUGAGAGAUGUAAUUGAUCUUAGAAAGAACAAAUGGGAAGCAAGAAAGAAAGAGGAGGAGGAGCCAAAGAAGAUGGAUGUUGGUUCGACUGAUUCUGGUAUGCCAACCAUGGAGAGCGACGCUGUCCCUAAUUCGGCUCUUCCCGACAUGGCACAGCAGGAAUCCAAAGCUCAGGAUAUUUGAAUCUAAAUAUAUCCUUCGUAUUUUGGUAGUCUGAAUCCUGUAAUGCAUAGGAUUACUAUCAGAAGAAUUAUAGAUAAUAUUUUGGUGUA